Molecule: messenger RNA, 2620 nt
Organism: Pseudomyrmex gracilis
Lineage: Eukaryota; Metazoa; Arthropoda; Insecta; Hymenoptera; Formicidae
Product: protein yellow-like
Exons: 6
Coding region: 507-2414 (635 amino acids)
Cellular component (GO): extracellular region
Source: RefSeq, a predicted model, not a curated record
GAGUUACAGUAUGUAUCACACGAGUGUUGAAGCAACAGUAAGGUGCUCCUCGCGUUAACGUAAUCGCGUGUUUCAAAUAAUUGAAGUACUGCGUUUAUACCUUUAUACGCAAAGUUGCACCAACAAUAUUAUCUUCAAUAUUAUUUCAAUAUUAUCUUAAAAAUGAAAAGUGUAAUAAACAUCUUCAUAUGUAAAGGCAUUAACUCAUCUGUUAGACAUGCGCAUUAUAUUGCAAUCUGACAAUAAAAAAAAAAAAAAACAAACAAACGAUAUAAUAUCUAAUAAUUCAUUCACUUUAUCUGUUGGUUAUAAUAGAUUUAUUAUAAUAGUGCGCGAUAACAAAAUUAAUAUAUAAUUGCCGAUAAACGUUGCUGAAUAUUUCAUUAUUUAUGUAAAGUACCAUAAAUUUGCGUGUUGAUUGUGAAUCUAAUAAUGUGUUAAUUGUGAAUCUAAUAAUGUGUUAAGCGUGCAGUCUCAUUAUUUUGAAUAUUAAUACAGCUUAUAAAAUGUUCGGAGUCGGCCGUAAGAGGAAACUUGCUAUGACGAAAAAGAAGAGAAGCAUCGAAGUAGAGAAAAGCGGAUGGUAUCGACAGCUACGGAUACCCCGAUGGAAACUGAAUCAACCCGAUGCCUAUGUCUACGUUUCCCCCGAUUACACUUUUGACAACACCAGAAAGGAUUCUAAUUCUACUUAUUAUCAUGACUUCCGAGACCGCAGAAUGCUUCAGCAGCAAGAUCAGCCGCGCAGCAAUCAUAUGGCGAGCAUGAUGCCAUGGCUGGUGUCAAUGUUGCUCUUGAGUGCUCCAAAAUUUGCCGCUCAAACAGGUCCCAGUAUCUUAUCCAGAGAACUUCAAGCACCUGCGUUGCCAUUAACUCCGUCUAUUUCUAGUUCACAAUUUUCUUCGAUACACACUGUCAAUUACAAAGGUCCUGUAUCAUCUUACGCACAUACUGGCACAAAAAAUUGUGAUUCUCAUGAAAAUCCACUGGAGAAAAAAUCAACCUCAUCCACAAAUGUAGGCAAUAUUUACGGAUCGCUAUCGCGACAUCAUGUUGCUAUAUCCAACUUGGGAAGAAGCGAUAAUUUGAGACCUACUGCAAGAGCUAUUGACAUAUUUCACACGGAUCCUCAUUCAAUCAAUCAACUGGACUUUCAUGGUUUCGGCGAUGUUUUGAAGCCGGGAUACAUUGUAAAUGAUUAUGUGGGACCUGCUAUGGAACUUAUAUAUGCUUGGUCCACAAUUGAUUUUGAGUUUGAGACUAUCGAUGCACGAGACAAUGCCAUAUUCGAAGGUGAUUACGUAGCGGAAAAUAAUUUACCUUUAGGCCUAGACGUUUGGCGUGACAAAGUUUUUAUCACUUUACCAAAAUGGAGAUCUGGUAUACCAGUGACCCUGGCUACUGUUCCAAGAUAUUCGAAAACAAAGAGUCCCAAAUUGAAACCGUAUCCUAACUGGCAAUGGCAUCAAGCAGGAAACUGCGAAGGAUUAACGUCAGUCUUUCGAGUCCAAGUUGAUGAAUGCAAUCGGCUGUGGAUCCUCGAUUCCGGCAAGACGGAGCUCGCCAAUAGAUCCAAACAAGUCUGUCCACCCGCCAUAUUCAUCUUCAAUUUGCGCACUGACACCCUCAUCCGGAAGUACACCUUACCGAACGAACAGAUCAAACAAGACUCUUUGUACAUCAACAUCGCAAUAGAUAUUAGAAACAACGAUUGCAGCUCAGCAAUAGCCUAUCUGACUGACGUCUGGCGAUUCGGUAUCGUGGUAUACGAUUUCUUCAAAGACUCCACUUUUAGAGUCGAGCAUCCCUUCUUCUAUCCCGAUCCACUGGCGACUAGAUACGAAUUACAUAGUACAAAGUUCCAGUGGACCGACGGAAUAUUUGGAAUCGCGCUCAGUCCCGUGGACAUUUACAAUGACAGAACGCUGUUCUUUCAUCCAAUGUCCAGUUUCCGGGAGUUUGCCGUGUCCACGUCGGUUUUCAGGGAUAAGAGAACCGUGGAUCGUAACUCGGAGAAGUUUAUGCCUGUCGGAAAACCAAGGGCCAAGGACUAUGGUCAUUCUUCCGGAUCGGCAAUCGAUAGAAACGGUGUGAUGUUCUUCAACAUGGUCACUAGGGACUCUGUGUGGUGCUGGGACACCAGGAAAGAGUAUAUUCCGCAGAAUCUUGGAGUGAUUGGAACCAGUAACGUGUCGCUGGUGUUUCCAAAUGAUAUUAAAGUGGAUCACGAAGCGGAACAGAGUGUGUGGCUGAUCUCGAAUCGAUUGCCGAUGUAUCUGUACGGAACUUUGAACAGUGGAAGUAUUAAUUACAGAGUAUUCAAGGCAAAUGUCAAAGAGGCCGUCAGAGACACCGUCUGCGAUCCUAAUUAUGUAGUUCCAGACUCGGAUCCGAACCUCGAUGAUACAUGUUAAAAAUUCUUUUUUCAUCUUUUAAAUUAACAUUCGAUGGAUAAGUUGAUGAUGACUUUUUCGAUAUGAUCAGAAAUAUCUUUCAUGUCUAAGCAAUAAAACAUAAAAUAUUGAACUUUUUUCAUACAAAUCUCUUUCUAUAUUUCUUAUUUUAAAUGUAUUUAUUAUCAUAUCGCUGAUUGUGUUAAUAAGACAAUAUGUAACGUUAA